UUUUAGAAUUCGUAUUUAUGUCAGUGUGAGUUACGUUGGUGUUAAAUAUGCUACAUAUGUACCAUGAAAUAGCGCGCACCCGCUGAUCGGCAUAGUAAUUUAUCGUAUUGUUUUUAUACAUGGAACAUCAAACAAAUUCGUUAAUUAAAUUACUGAAAUUUGGAAAAGAAGACGCCGUUAUGACUGAAGUUAAGAAAGAAAUUAAUCGCUGAGGAAUAAGUACUGUCCUUUGCAUCUCUCAACUAGCCUUCUUGGUUAGUAAGAAGAUCCUUGUACUAUAUCGUAAGAGGGUAUGAAAGUUACUGGAGAAGUAGUGGUUUUGAAAUAAAACUCACAAAAUGGUAAGCAAAUUACCACAAGAGUUCAGAAGAUAUCACCGCAACAGAAAUCAAUUGCAACACAUUCUUGAUGAAACUCAACGAGCAUUAGAACUUAUAAAUAUUGAAAACAUUUUUCCUGGAGAAAAUAUUAUUGAGGAAUUAUUGCCUCCAUUGACAUUAGACAGAAUAACACACAUUUUAUCAAAUUCUCCUGCCAUUGUUAUUUUUGGACAAGAUAGUAAAGCAAAGGCAACUUUAGUGAAUAGCUUACUUUCUAAUGAUAUUUUGCCAGUAUCUGAUGGGCUGUGGCGAUGGAUCAAAAUUACAUAUGGUCUGACAAAUAAUAUUAGUCUCACAUUAGGUUUAGAAUAUGAGGUAGUUGAAAGUUUACAGGAAGAUGAAGAACCAUGGAGUACUCUUCCAAUAGAAGAUUUAACAAAAUCUGGUACCGAGGACAUAAAUUGUCCAACAGUGCUUGAAGUGAAGCUAAAUCAGUCCAUAUUAAGAGAUGGUGUUCAAUUGUUUGUUGCUCCAAAUAUUGGAGCAGUCAAAACUCUGUACAAAGGACUAUUGCAUAUUCUACCAAUAUUUCUUUAUGCUCUUGGUGAACAACCUUUAACAGAACAAAAUUUAGAACAGCUCAAAGACUUAAAGGAAACGUAUCCAUUUAGUCCUGUACUAUUUGUAUCGUCACUGGGAAACAUUACGAUGGCUAGUAUUGAUGCUGAAUUGACUGAAUCUGAACAACAUAGACUACAAAACCGUUUGAAUUUUAAUGAUUCGACACAUAAAACUGAUGAGGACGGGGGUAUUAAUUUUGACAAAAUGAAUUCACUGGGUAUAACAUGGCUGGAACAACUGACCAACUUGGGUUUCCUUGGUAUGGAAGAAUCCAUGGAAGUUGAUCAGCUAUCUUGGCUGGGUGGGGGACAGUACGUUAGCGCAAGUGACAUAGUAGAUUCGUGCAGGAAAACAGAUCGAAUUUUAUAUUUCGUUCGCGGAUGUUUGCACACAUAUCUUAUUAAUGCCAGUACUUGUUUGAACGACGUACACACAACUAGCCUGCGAAAAUUUAUUCUAAGUGCCUUCGAUAUGGCACGUAAAAUACAAAUAACUCCAAGGAGAAUACAGUACGCGCAACUAAAAGAAAAUGAACUAUACGCCAGCUUAAUGAAAAUCGUUAAUGAGAACCAGGAGGAAUUGACUGAUUUAAUACAGGCUAUUAUACAAGAGAUGAAGAAUGAUGUAUUAUUGUCAAAAAACGAUCUGUAUCCAUACCAAAGCAGCAUUUUCAAUGAUACUGAAAGGGCAGAAUGGUCAGCAACUGUUAGAACUGCAACUUCUGAAGUUCAGAGGGUCGUGCUCGGCCGUUUGGGUGAAAAGGUUGCAAAACAACUUGUAAAUUCUGUGAACUGUUUGCGGGAAACGUUUGUCGGGACGUUGCAGCGCUGUCUGCUAAGUCUCGAAAAAACAUACGAACGUGAUUCAUGUCUGCUAGCUAGCGAUGCUUUAAAGCAGAUACUUUCGGCUGCGUACAAUGUUGAGUUACAUAAUUCUUCGCCGACCUUAAUACACUCAUUCUUGGAAAGAUUGAGGCAAUUAUUCAAGUCUUUACCGUUGCCAUGGACGCCAACACCAACUUUAGAUGCAGCAUGGAGAAGAAAAGUGACCAUUGAUGUACUCAAUUCUUUGUCAGCAGCAAGACUAGCCAGAACAAUAUCUAUGCAAUUUCGAGACAAGCUUAAGGCAUCCCAUGAUUCGUUUCAAGCAGCUCUUAGAUCUUUGGAAAAUUACUAUUCUGGAAAAUUAGAGAGGACAGAGGAACAGAGAAUAGCUAUUAGAAAAUACCAUGCCCCUAGAUUGGCAAAGCUAGCUCUAGAAUCGACAUCGAUGACAGACGCCGUCCGCUAUGGAAUUCCUUACUGUGGUAAAGAAAUUGGACGGGGACAGUACGGAGUGGUAUUUGCUUGUGAUGGCUGGGGUGGUGCACCAGGUCCAUGUGCAAUCAAAUCAGUCGUUCCACCAGAUGAAAGGCACUGGAAAGAUCUUGCCAUGGAGUUUUAUUACACUAGAUCUAUCCCAGACCAUAAAAGGAUAGUAAAACUUCGUGGAUCAGUUAUUGAUCAGUCUUACGGUGGAGGAUUCGGUCUUGGAUCCGCGGUUCUUUUAAUAUCCGACCGUUUGAGCCGCGAUCUAUAUUGCGGAAUCCGCGCCGGUUUAUCUUGGCUGGAGCGUAUACAGAUAGCAAUAGAUGUGUUGGAAGGAAUACGUUAUCUUCACUCUCAAGGACUUGUUCAUCGAGACAUUAAGUUGAAAAAUGUUCUUCUUGAUACAGAGAACAGGGCUAAAUUAACUGACCUGGGUUUCUGUAUCACAGAAGCCAUGAUGUCUGGGAGCAUUGUUGGAACACCUGUUCAUAUGGCACCAGAACUUCUAUCUGGCCAUUAUGAUAGUAGUGUUGAUGUUUAUGCAUUUGGGAUUCUAUUUUGGUACAUAUGUGCAGGCCAUGUAAGAUUACCAGACGCGUUUGAACAGUUCCACAAUAAAGAACAAUUGUGGACCAGUGUCAAGAAAGGUAUACGCCCUGAACGAUUACCUUCUUUUGAUGAUGAAUGUUGGAAAUUAAUGGUACAAUGCUGGGCUGGAGAACCAUCCAAGCGACCUCUACUUGGUGCAAUUCUUCCAGUCUUAGAAUCGAUUCAACAAAAAGCAGAAAGAGGCAAGUCCAUACAACAACUCAACACAUUAAGACUACAAGAAAGUUCGUCAUCAGACUCGAAAAAUUCUGCUUUAGCAUUAGCAGAACCUUAUAACCAGAGAGGUGCUGCAAUCAGUCCACGUCCGGCCAAACGCAGGGCACUAAGAACUGUAAAACAUCCUGUCUUUCACAUUACUAAUCUGUUUCAAGCAAGUCUUUGCUCCAAUCUAUACGUUCAGAUGCGGGAAUUCUAAAAACGUUUUCACGUUCUCUGCUCCGAAUUUAAUAACUUCGAAAAGAUCUGACUAGUAUUUAAUCGCGCUCAGAAUAUACUCAUAAGACAGCAUAUCAUUUCCUACUGCACUUAUUUGACAUUAUUUCGAUAGUAUUUCUAAAUGCAGUAUUAAUUUGACGAACUUCUUAUUAAUGUUACUUAAAAAAAAGAUUGUUUAUUAAU
Messenger RNA from Dufourea novaeangliae, 3475 nucleotides. RefSeq names its product dual serine/threonine and tyrosine protein kinase-like (gene Ripk5). Gene Ontology annotation, molecular function: protein kinase activity; ATP binding. Gene Ontology annotation, biological process: protein phosphorylation. Lineage: Eukaryota; Metazoa; Arthropoda; Insecta; Hymenoptera; Halictidae. The record is from RefSeq and is a predicted model, not a curated record. The coding region runs from base 339 to 3272 and encodes 977 amino acids. The transcript is spliced from 4 exons.